AUGUCAGCGGAUGGCAAAAAUGCAUUCUUGGUCGUUGAAACGCGCGAUACAGAUGAAUUGAUUGGAUAUGGAGGGUACAACACUUCUGAAUCUGUCGACCCGCCCGAGUUCCUUGACCAAACAACACUACAGGGAAGCAAAGCGUACAGGGAAGCAAAGCCGUCCUCAUCGAGUCCGCCAAAAACGAGCUUGGAUGUCAAGUUUUCAGAGACGGGCGAUGACAAUGAACCAUGGCGAGCUCUCAUGCGAGCGGCAGGUCUUGCCAAGUUCGAGGGCUGGCAGAAAGCAAGUUAUGACGAGAAGCAGGAGGUUUGGGUCUGGAAGUUUGAUGCAGGACAUUGGAAACAGGAAAAAGAAAGGAUGCAAAUAGAGGGAAAGUGA
Colletotrichum lupini is the source of this 381-nucleotide messenger RNA. RefSeq names its product acetyltransferase. The coding region runs from base 1 to 381 and encodes 126 amino acids. Lineage: Eukaryota; Fungi; Ascomycota; Sordariomycetes; Glomerellales; Glomerellaceae. The transcript is spliced from 2 exons. The record is from RefSeq and is a predicted model, not a curated record.